Messenger RNA from Acanthochromis polyacanthus (spiny chromis), 4592 nucleotides. It is a transcript of the gene atmin, whose product is annotated as ATM interactor. The coding region runs from base 108 to 2471 and encodes 787 amino acids. Gene Ontology annotation, cellular component: nucleus. Lineage: Eukaryota; Metazoa; Chordata; Actinopteri; Pomacentridae. Gene Ontology annotation, molecular function: DNA-binding transcription factor activity, RNA polymerase II-specific; transcription cis-regulatory region binding. Gene Ontology annotation, biological process: regulation of transcription by RNA polymerase II. The record is from RefSeq and is a predicted model, not a curated record. The transcript has 4 exons.
UCUCAGAGCCUCUUCCUGUGUGUGGACGUAGCCUGUCAGUCAGAGCUCCGGGACGGAAUGACUCUGUCCAUUCAGUGCUGCUGUUGGAGCUCUCUGCCAAACACAGAAUGGACUGUCAACACAGAAACAUGGCUGCCUCUGCGACGGCCAAGGCGAAUAACAAAGAUAACACUACUACAGACAGUCCGAAACGUCACGGAGAAUCUGUGCCGCAGUCUCGGGAAAUAAUAAAACCCACCAUCAUGGAGCUGACCAAAGAAGUGAGGACGAACAUCCUCUGCACCGUGGAAGGAUGUGGGAAGAUUCUCCCUAACACACCUGCAUUGAACAUGCAUCUCGUCAAAUCGCACAGAAUAAAGGAUGGGAUUGUCAAUCCCACAGUCAGAAAGGACAUGAAGGGCUCUCAGAAGCUUUACUGUUGUCCCAUUGAGGGGUGUCCCAGAGGACCUAACAGACCCUUCUCCCAAUUCUCCCUUGUUAAGCAGCACUUCAUGAAGAUGCAUGCAGAGAAGAAGCAUAAGUGCUCCAAGUGCAACAAUGGCUACAGCACAGAAUGGGACCUGAAGAGGCACAUAGAAGACUGUGGGAAGACCUACCACUGUACAUGUGGCUGCCCCUAUGCUAGUAGAGCUGCACUACUCUCGCACAUCUACAGGACAGGUCAUGAGAUUCCUACAGAACACAGAAUUCCUCCUGUCAAAAAGCGAAAGAUGGAGAAACUGUUAAGUGGUUCUGAAAAGGUUAAGACCAAUGAUCCAACCUUUCCAGUCAUGCCUGCUGCUAAAGAGCUGACAGAGAGUGCUCUCCCUUCUGAUACAACCGUUCUUAUCCCAGACUCAGUGAAUCAGAACUCCAGCAGCCGUAGGAGCCUUCCAAAGUUGCUCCUACCGAAGCCCAAGAUGGCUUUGGUCAGUGUUCCUGUGAUGCAGCUGGCCCACCUCCCUGUCCUUCUUCCAUCUACAGAAAGUGGGGCUCUGAGGUCGGUUGUUCUUGCAGUAGACAGCCAAGGCUCUGUCAGCACCCUUCAACUCCUGCCACAAGCCACAGGAGCAGUGGUACCCCAGCUUGAUGCUAAAAGUUUGGGUUUCAAGGAUAGCAUGCCGAGUUCUCGCUCAAGCCUGGGACCGAUUAGCACAGGGGUGCAGGUCAGCCUGGAUCCUGUUGGUACAGAAGACACAGCCAGCAGCAUGGCAGGACAGAGAGGGAGGAGCACCUCCACCAAUAUUCAGACGGACAAAUCGUACUUGUCAAAAAUGCCUACAGGGGUGGGGGUCGGGGAGGGAAUAGGCUUGUGCUCUAUGGGUGAGUCCUCGGUGUCAUCUUGCUCCCAGACAGACAUCAGUGUUAGUGCCCAAGUCCUCCUGCCAGUCAGUGUCGAAACCCAAACAUUCUUCUCUCGAGCCAAAGCCACAUCUUCUAUCGGAGCUCAGACAGACAGCCAGUGCCUGAACCAAAUUCCUUGCUCCUCCUCAUCUGUUCUCCCAUUCAAAACCAGGCAGACACAGACAUACUUUGCUUUGCCACAAUCAGAGGAGAAGGUUCAACACCAGGCUAUCAUGUGCUCUGACCUAUUUGGCAGUGACUCUCUCAGUGUGUCUACCCAGACAGCUCUGGACAUAGAUGACACUCUUGGUGCUGCAGGAAGCAGUAUAUAUGAGGACUCAAAAUCAGCAAGUAGUAUGUGUUUUGGGGUGCAGACACAUGAGCUCAACACAAACAACAUGGCAGACAACCAGACCCAAACCAUGACUUUGUUGAAUGACCUAGAAAACAUUCUGUCUGACAGCAUGUCAGGCCACCAGGUGCUCACUGAGGCCUCUGCAGGCUGUGGGUCCGGUCUCGGCUCUGUUCAGGAGCAGCACAACGGUAUAGAUUUUGACUUUGAAGAGUUCCUCAGUGCUGUGCACAUCCAGACACAGACGGAGGAGAGUGAGCUCGGAGGACUGGGUGGUGACACGCCGCUAGAGUCUCUGGACAUUCAGACUCAGACAGACUUUCUCCUGAUGGAUGAACUGGACCAAAGCGAGGGACCAGGUCGAACCCAAGCCAGCGACUUGGAGUUAUUUGACACUCAGACUCAGACUGACCUCAAUUUCCUGCUAAAUGCUGGAAGCCACAUGCCCUUGAGCAGCAUCCUACGACAUUCAAGCUUUUCUAUGAGCACAGAGUCCUCAGAUACGGAAACACAAACCGAUCUCCCUUCCUUUGCCACAGGUCUGUCUGCUCAGACUCCUGUCAGUCAAGGUGAGCAAGCAAGACUACUGAACAGCACAGAGACUCAGACUGUGACCAGCCAGGCGGAAGGUCUGGGACAUCUCUUCCUGACCAGCAAUGAAACGCAAACGGUCAUGGAUGACUUCUUGUCUGCAGACCUGGCGUGGAAUAUGGAGUCCCAUUUCAGCUCUGUGGAAACUCAGACAUGUGAGGAGCUUUGUGCUCUCUUUCAACACCCUGAGAAACCCAACAGUUGAAGCCCUCUUAGCAAAGCUUUCUCAGCAUUUGCAGUACAGGUUUCUGAUAUCUGCCUCUACCGAUAGGAGGAAUGAUUCAGCUAUGAUGUCCUCCGGCGGACCGUAGUCUUAGCAGUAAGAAGUCUGCGAAAAUGUUUCAACCAUUCCACUGGGGGUGUCAUGUCCAGAGCCUUUCCAGGUGUUUAUCCUGACAGCUUUGCUGCACUUUAUUAGCUCAACGGGCAUGAUUUAUCAGCUCCUGUGACAGUUUACAUAUUUAUUUGCACAUAAAGUAACAUUGUACGUGUCUUGUCUGAAAUGCCAGUUUGCUCGUAUAUUUCAGUGUGUAACCACUGUGACUGGUUUUCACUCUUUGGUCUUACUAGCAGUAUAAAAAUAACAUUUCUGAAAAUAUCAGAGCCACAUUUGAAAGGGAGAACACCUUUAGCUGUAUGAGGCUGUCAUGAAAAGGCUUUCAAAAGUGUCUAACAACUUUCAAAACAAUCACGUCUGGGCUGUACAGUAAACAACAUUGUACAUUUAGUUUAUGUAUUUCUGAAAUGUGCAUGAAGUCUUCUUGUGGUCAGCAGCACAGAACAUAAAAUAUCAACUCUGUGCUUGUGCAUCUGAUGGCUGCCUCUUUAAUGUUUUCUUAUCAGCGUCGACAAAAAUCUAAACUCUGAAUUACAUCUUGUAAGCUUUGCAGCCAAUGGAAAACAUCACUAGAGAAGCAGCUUGGUUUUUCAAAAUAAAACCCCGUAAAGCCUUCCAACGAUGAACAAGGCGUUGCUUGAAGUUGCUGAGAUGUAUCUGAAAUAUACUGUUACCCAUAGAGAUGUGGCACAAGUAAAAAUGAAAUGUCUGUUUGUCUCAUUUUGCACACCUUUCAUUGAAAUUGAAAUGUGAUUGUGAAGUCUGAUGUUGUGUAAACAUUUUGUGUCUAGGCUUCUAUAGCCGAGCAGUCCGUUCAAGUCAGUCAGCAGGUGAGACUGUCAGCGUUUUUGACUUAUUCAUUAGCUGAGUGUAAGUGUAUACAAUAGCAGUACUCUGUCCCAGUAACGUUGCUGUACAGAAACAGUGAAUUAGAUCUAGGAUUACCACAGAGUUAUUGUAUGUAUUCACAACCCUAUUUUGACUGAAAGGAGUCCUGUUGAAUAGCAGAUGUUUGACACGUAACAUUUGGGCACAAUAUUUUUUGUUUUCCAUGUUCUCUCUCUUUAAGUGGCUAAAUUUCAUAUUUUGAUUGUGUUUUUCAUUCAUUUUCAUUUGUUGGACUCACUUACCUCAUUGGCCCCACAGACACAUUGUGUUCUACUCGGGAACAUGGAGCUAUGGGCCUUUUUUAUUUGUUCAUGUUGUUGCGCUGGUGCCUUAACCCAAGUAUUAACUUGAGUUCUGUUACAGUUCAUUUGCUGCUUUAAAAUAAUGAUCAUAUUUAUAUUAGGAUGCGUUUUAGAAAAACGAAUAAACACUAAAUAAUUGUCAGAAUCCUUUCAGUCUUUGCAUGUGAAAUCCGUUCUCUAUUGAUGUUUUCAGUGUGGUUGCAUGAAAUACUGGAAUGUCCCUGUUCAUUUCUCUAUUUCUUUGUGCUAUUCUGUCACAUGAAAAUCAUGCUAUGCAGCAUUUUACUGGAGAGAAUGACUUUGAUUCCAUCUCAAUAUUUUUAUUGACAGGUGGUUGAUGCGGUUCCAGUUAUUAGAUGUUUGUGGAAACUGAAGAAUGUACAGAACAUGACACUGUGCCCAAAUAUAGCACACUCAUUAUUUUGACACCAUAUCCAACUCGUUUAUGGAUAUUAAGGUGUUCAUAACACAUUGACAUGUUAAAUUUCAACUUUUCUUGUUUUCAGAUCAGUACUUCUAGUUUGUGAUUCUCGAAUUGACAUCUAGCAUAGCUGCUCCCUCCAGGUUCAGUGGAACGGGGAAAUGCCUUGCUGUUAACAGAACCAUGUGUAGGCGCUUUGUCGGUCUCAAAUGCCAGUUACAGUGCUUUAUUUUGUCCCUGUGGGGAGUGCAUGCAGAUAUUUGUUUCUUGCAGAAUUUGACUUUCUGUUGCCUAUAUGUGUAGAGGUAAUGGUUGCCUUGAUUAAUUGUUGUAGCUACAGUACACUACAGAUGUUAAUAAACCGCUGGAAAGUAUAAA